Messenger RNA from Caenorhabditis angaria, 1020 nucleotides. NCBI's taxonomy places the organism in Eukaryota, Metazoa, Nematoda, Chromadorea, Rhabditida, Rhabditidae. The record is from the annotation of a GenBank genome assembly.
AUGGCAUCUAAAGAAGCAACUAUUCCAAACAGUGUGAAAUUCGCAUUCGGUGGAACAGCUGGGUAAGGUUUUCAUCAAACAUUUUUUCUAUAUUUCGAAUAUUUUUAGUAUGGGCGCAACAUUAGUUGUUCAACCUCUUGAUUUGGUUAAAAAUCGCAUGCAACUUUCGGGAACAACAGGAAAAAAGGAAUAUAGAUCAAGUUUACACUGCAUUCAACAAAUCAUCAAGAAUGAGGGAUUUUUCCAAUUGUACAAUGGUUUAUCAGCUGGACUUCUCCGACAAGCAACUUAUACCACAACACGUCUAGGAACCUAUACUUUCCUCCUCGAACAAUUUUCUGAUAAGUUAGUUUUAAAAAUCGCACAAGAUUUCCUAGAAUCCAAUAACUUUUCAGAAAUACAGCUCCAUCUUUCGCAACAAAAGCAAUUUUCGGUAUGGCAGCUGGUGGUAUUGGAUCAUUCGUUGGAACUCCCGCUGAAAUUGCAUUGAUUCGAAUGACUGGAGAUGGUCGACUUCCACCAGAACAACGAAGAAAUUACAAAGGAGUUGUCAAUGCUUUAACCCGAAUUGCUAAAGAAGAAGGAGUUUUAACAUUAUGGAGAGGUUGUACACCUACAGUAAUUCGAGCAAUGGUUGUAAAUGCUGCACAAUUAGCAACAUAUUCCCAGGCAAAACAAACUAUUUUGGAGUCAAAACUCAUUUCCGAUGGUAUUUUCUGUCAUUUUGUUGCCUCGAUGAUUUCCGGACUUGCCACAACUAUUGCUUCAAUGCCUGUUGAUAUCGCUAAAACUCGAAUUCAAUCAAUGAAAGUUAUCGAUGGAAAGCCAGAAUACAAAAAUGCAUUUGAUGUUUGGGGAAAAGUUAUCAAAAAUGAGGGAGUUUUUGCACUCUGGAAAGGAUUUACUCCAUAUUAUAUGCGUCUUGGACCACACACUGUUCUCACUUUCAUUAUUCUCGAACAAAUGAACGCCUCAUAUUUCAAAUUUGUUCUCAAAACUGAAAACAAAGGAGGUCUCUAG